Messenger RNA from Medicago truncatula (barrel medic), 2590 nucleotides. Its product is annotated as bifunctional dihydrofolate reductase-thymidylate synthase. The record is from RefSeq and is a predicted model, not a curated record. Bases 547 to 2256 code for a protein of 569 amino acids. Gene Ontology annotation, molecular function: dihydrofolate reductase activity; thymidylate synthase activity. Lineage: Eukaryota; Viridiplantae; Streptophyta; Magnoliopsida; Fabales; Fabaceae. Gene Ontology annotation, biological process: one-carbon metabolic process; dTMP biosynthetic process; tetrahydrofolate biosynthetic process. Gene Ontology annotation, cellular component: mitochondrion; cytosol. The transcript has 12 exons.
AUAUUUUUCACCGACACUCACUCACUUCAUUUAGCAUUUUCUUUCUCUCUCUUCAACAAAUUAAAUUUGAGAAGCUCUCCUCCCCAACAAACCCUAGCCGCCGCACACUGUUCACGACAUUUUUAGUCCAUUUCCGACCACCGUUGGUCGAGUUACCCUCACAAUCUUCAUCUAUUUGAUAGACUUUUAAACAUUCCAACCACCGCCUUCUCUGAUAGAUCUCGACCAACGUAAACAAUAUUUUGAAAAACCAUCACCAUUAAAAGACUCUCCUCAAUCCCCUCUACAAAACCCACAAAGAAAAUCAUGUAUUGAAAUACCUUCGCCGGCAACCACCGUGCCGGAAAAUGCAUCCUCCACCGUUAGGGUAUGAAAUUUAUGGGUUGGUGUAUCAAUAAAGAAAUUGAUGUUGGAGCUUAGAUGCAAUUAUAGAUAUUUCUGAUCGCCUUCAUCCCAUCCAUGAUUUUGCAGAGCAUAUACCUGAUACAUUACGCAAGCUUUCUUUAUGUUGGACAAUAAAAAGAAUGUUUGCAUCAUUUUUAAGAAAUGUAUAUUGUAUACUAUACUAUGUAUGUAAUUGAAAAUAUUGCACUGCACUUCCAAAAGAAUUGGUUGUGCAGUCCUUAUUUUCAUCCGAACCAAUCUUUAAGUCUGUGUCGUCGGUUUCUUAGUUCUACUAUGGCUGGUGAUUCCUCUGCAAUCUUCAAUGGAAAUGGCAAUGGCAGCAUCAACCUACAGAGGACUUACCAAGUAGUUGUGGCUGCCACCAAAGAAAUGGGCAUUGGUAAGGAUGGGAAAUUACCAUGGAGACUACCUACCGAUCUCAAGUUUUUCAAGGAGAUAACUACUACAACAUCCGAGCCUGGGAAGAAAAAUGCCAUUGUUAUGGGAAGAAAAACAUGGGAGAGUAUCCCUCUUCAAUUCAGACCUCUUCUUGGUCGUCUUAAUGUUGUUUUGACUCGCUCGGGUACCUUUGAUAUUGCAGCAGCAGAAAAUGUUGUUAUAUGUAGAAGUAUGUCGUCUGCGUUGGAACUCUUAGCAGCUUCUCCUUAUCACACUUCGAUUGAGAAAAUAUUUGUUAUAGGGGGUGGUGAGAUAUUUAGGGAGGCUCUCAAUGCACCUGAAUGUGAAGCUAUCCACCUCACAGAAAUUCAAUCAAACAUUGAGUGUGAUACUUUUAUGCCUCCAAUUGACACCACUAUAUUUCAGCCAUGGUACUCGUCCUUCACUAAGGUGGAAAACAACAUCCGAUAUUCAUUCACCACUUAUGUGCGUGUAAGGAGUUCUGCAGCAGAGUACCCGAAGAAUACUGAUUCUUUCUUUGAUAGUAAUUCGGCUUCUAAAAAAUUUGAGGUUCAGAACUUUUCUUUUCUUCCGAAAAUGAUUUUCGAGAGACAUGCGGAGUACAUGUAUCUUAAUCUGGUUCAAGAAAUCAUAUCUCAAGGUACCACUAAGGGUGAUAGGACAGGGACUGGGACCUUGUCAGCAUUUGGUUGCCAGAUGAGGUUCAAUCUGCGCAGAGGCUUUCCUCUUCUAACAACUAAGAGAGUAUUUUGGCGAGGGGUUGUUGAAGAGCUUCUUUGGUUUAUCAGCGGCUCAACAAAUGCCAAGGUGUUGCAGCAAAAAGGCAUUCAUAUAUGGGAUGAUAAUGCAUCCAGGGAGUUCCUUGACAGCAUUGGUUUGUCAGAGAGGGAAGAGGGUGAUUUAGGACCUGUUUAUGGGUUUCAGUGGAGGCACUUUGGUGCCAAGUAUACUAACAUGCAUGGUGACUAUGCCAACCAAGGACUUGAUCAGCUUUUAGAUGUUAUCAACAAGAUAAAGCAUAAUCCCGAUGAUCGACGGAUCAUUCUCUCUGCAUGGAAUCCAGCAGAUCUUAAAUUGAUGGCUCUUCCACCCUGCCACAUGUUUGCACAGUUCUAUGUAGCAAAUGGGGAGUUAUCAUGUCAAAUGUAUCAGCGAUCUGCUGACAUGGGCCUGGGUGUGCCAUUUAACAUUGCUUCUUAUGCCCUCCUGACAUGCAUGAUUGCUCAUAUUUGUGAACUUGUUCCAGGUGAUUUUAUCCAUGCUAUUGGGGAUGCACAUGUGUACCAAACUCAUGUGAGGCCUUUGCAGGAGCAGCUUCAUAACCUACCAAAACCUUUUCCAACUUUGAAGAUCAAUCCAAAGAAGAAAGAUAUAGAUUCUUUUGUGGCUACUGAUUUCAAGCUCAUUGACUAUGAUCCUCACCAGAAGAUUGAGAUGAAAAUGGCUGUUUAAAAUAUGGGAGAGCUUAUGCCCUACUUCAGGUUGUUUCUGUUGUUUGAAAUGAGGCAAGUAUGCAAUUUAGUUCUGUUGGAUAUCAUUAAGGUGAUUCAGUUUUUAUAGAAUGCAGAAUGGUGCUUUCUUUCUAGUGGUUCGUGAGCUCAAAGCCUUGGUGAUCAUGUAUGCUCAAGUGCUAUAUGACAUGUUUAGAACUUUUUGUAUUUAAAAACGGCUUAUAUAAAUCUAUAUUAAGUUUGAAUGGAUUUAAAAUUAUUCUUAUUCUGUAUCAAAUUUUGUCUCAAACUAGUUUAUCAUCAAAUGUUAUUUAGAAUAUCUUGUAAGUCUCAAA